UACCUUUAUAAUAUAUAUUUUUUAUGGUGUUUAUGGCCAAACCAUAGGCUGGGGAAACGUAAAUCACUCUUUAACCAACCCUCCUAUACAAAUUUAAAAUUUACAGUCAAUUUGCAGUUGACAGGAUAACGUCUAGUCCACGAAGUGGAUGAGAUAGGUUUUGAAAUCUCGGAGCUUUCACUUAACACAAUCACUAAACCUUUCAUCAAUCAACUAUUCUAUCUGAAAGAAGAAGCAAACGACUAAAAUGGAGGGGAUCGUGCAAUUGCCGUACGAUGCAACGGUACGGUUUAUGUUAGCAUCACUCGAGCGCAAUCUGCUACCUGACGUUGUUAUAAGAAGACUCAGUCGCUUGCUGUUGGCCGGGCGCCUGCGUUCCUGUUACAAAGCUUCCUCUGAGUUACAACUCUCUGAACUCUUGCAAUUCGUACAUUCUUUAAGAGAGAUGCCUAUAGCCAUCAGGACUGAUAAGCCAAAAGCCCAACAUUAUGAACUACCAACCUCUUUCUUCAAGCUGGUUCUUGGGAAAAAUUUAAAAUACAGCUGCUGUUACUUCUCUGAUGAGUCAGACACCUUAGAGGAUGCUGAGAUUGCUAUGAUGGAACUGUACUGUGAGAGGUCACAACUGAAAGAUGGUCACACUGUUCUUGAUGUUGGAUGUGGAUGGGGGUCACUGUCUUUAUACAUCGCCCAAAAGUACAGUAAUUGCAAGAUAACAGGGAUAUGCAAUUCAAAAACACAGAAAGAACAUAUUGAUGAGCAAUGCCGAAAGCGACAGCUCCAAAAUGUGGAGAUCAUUGUUGCAGAUAUUAGCAAACUUGAAAUGGAUGCCUCUUAUGAUCGUAUAUUCUCCAUUGAAAUGUUUGAGCAUAUGAAGAACUAUCACGAUCUUCUCAAAAAGAUAUCCAAGUGGAUGAAACAGGAUAGCCUUCUUUUUGUUCAUUAUUUCUGCCACAAAGUGCUUGCCUACCACUUUGAGGAAACAAGUGAUGAUGACUGGAUCACUAAGAACUUCUUCACCGGAGGUACAAUGCCUUCAGCUAAUCUGCUUCUUUAUUUCCAGGAUGAUGUUUCGAUUUCUAAUCAUUGGCUUCUGAAUGGGAAACAUUAUGCGCAAACAAGUAACGAGUGGCUCAAGAGAAUGGACCAGAACUUGGCCUCCAUUAGGCCGAUUAUGGAGUCAACUUAUGGCAAGGAUCAGGCAGUCAAGUGGACUGUUUAUUGGAGAACAUUCUUUAUUGCCGUCGCAGAACUCUUUGGAUACAACAAUGGAGAAGAAUGGAUGGUUGCACAUUUCUUAUUCAAAAAGAAAUGAAUUUAUCAGAUCCUUCCCUUGGAAAAAAUAAUAAAGAAGUGAAGAAGCAUGAGGCUGCUCAACAUUGUGAUUCUAGUAAAGCCAGACAUUAUCAAAUAAAUUUCUCUUGCUCAAAAAUAACAUGGGAUUUUCACAUCA
Molecule: messenger RNA, 1453 nt
Organism: Mangifera indica (mango)
Lineage: Eukaryota; Viridiplantae; Streptophyta; Magnoliopsida; Sapindales; Anacardiaceae
Product: (S)-coclaurine N-methyltransferase-like
Exons: 8
Coding region: 248-1315 (355 amino acids)
Source: RefSeq, a predicted model, not a curated record